GGUACAACAUGUACAUCUUUUUUUUUUACGUCGUAUCAUUGACAACACGUCCAUCUCUACUUUUCGUCAUAAAUAUUUAAUCCCCCACCCCCCCCUUAGCACAUCGCUCUAGGCUCUAGCAACCCUACACCAUGGUCCGAACUCGAAAAGAAAAAAAAGCGGCAAAUGAGAUCAAGCUAUCUCAUCCCGACCGAACCGCCGUCCCCAGCGAGAACACCUUGCUGAAGCUUGCGCAAGACCGCAACCUCUUCGAGGAAGCCGAGCGGAAGCAGAGGAAGAAUGCGAAAGCUAACGACUCGGACGCGGACUCGGACGACGGAGAUGAGCUUUUAUCGUCGACCGCCGACAGGGUAUUGGAGACUAUGCUUUGGAGCAUCAGCUUGUCUAUGUUACAUAUGACUCUCGAUGUGCUUGUCCAGCAUCAAUAUGCAAUCUCCAUCAUAUGGCCUCAGAUCAUAAUGAGAUCUGUACAAGCUUCUGUUGUAUUCUUCUUACUCGUCUAUGUACUUCAUCCGCACGUCUCGGCUCCAUCUUUUAUCCCCGGGCUGCCGGUGAGGUUCCAAUCUCCCCUGCGGCAGAUUAUAUUCCUCGUUGCGAGUGUCGUUUCUGGUUGCUAUCUGAUUCAUAUUUCGAAUAAGUAUAGCUAUCUCGCUGUUAUGAAACAAGCUCCGCCCUUGGGCUGUAUCUGGAUCUGGUCUGUUAUUGAACUUGACCUACCAUUCGCUGUCCUCUCUUUAGCUUGUACCGGCGGGUUCUUCUAUCAGGGCGGGUAUACUAUUAAGCAGCCAUAUUAAUAGCGUCUUCAGCCUUGCUCCGCUAGCCAUCAUAUAGGCACUUUAUAUUUAUAAAUAAAAUACCCGGCAAAGCGGACAGAAAUAUGACAAUGCCCAAAACAUUAUGUAGCAACGAACAACUUCCAAUGUAUUUGUAUGCCAUGUUAAGGUACCUAACCUAAUUGAAGUGUUUCUGUUUGGGUAAUAUAGAGAUACGUCAUGGUGUAGGUACCUAGGUACUUAACAGAUCCACAAGGGUCUUCACGAUGUGGCUUACCUUAAGCCUUAAAAUAAGCCUUAUGCAAGGUACAAGAAUG
Molecule: messenger RNA, 1090 nt
Organism: Daldinia caldariorum
Lineage: Eukaryota; Fungi; Ascomycota; Sordariomycetes; Xylariales; Hypoxylaceae
Exons: 2
Coding region: 132-794 (220 amino acids)
Source: RefSeq, a predicted model, not a curated record